This is a messenger RNA of Aspergillus candidus, 918 nucleotides long. Its product is annotated as putative inositol phospholipid biosynthesis protein Scs3. The transcript has 2 exons. Gene Ontology annotation, cellular component: endoplasmic reticulum membrane. The record is from RefSeq and is a predicted model, not a curated record. Bases 1 to 918 code for a protein of 305 amino acids. Lineage: Eukaryota; Fungi; Ascomycota; Eurotiomycetes; Eurotiales; Aspergillaceae. Gene Ontology annotation, biological process: lipid storage; lipid droplet organization; phospholipid biosynthetic process.
AUGGCCACCUCAACAAGACCACCACCACCAACAUCACCCACCCAACAACAACAAAAACAAAUCCCAGCCUACCUCCUCCUCGCCUACCCAGCCACCCUCCUCCUCGGCUCUCUCUUCUCCGUCCUCUCCCCGACAGCAGCCGGCUCCCGCGACAACACGCCCUCCGCGAUGCACACCGCCGGCGUCGCGGGCCCCCACAAACCACCACCCCCGGUGAACUACUUCGCGCGCAAAGACAACAUCUUCAACGCGUACUUUGUCAAAAUCGGCUGGUUGUGGAUGACAGCCGCUUUUGCGUCGCUGGUCGUCUCGCAGCCGGCUUACACGACGGCGGUGACGGCGGCGCAGCGCCCGCGUAGGAUAGCGCAGGCUGUGGGGCGGUAUGCGCUGGCCACGCUGGCUUGGUAUCUGACGACGCAGUGGUGUUUUGGGCCGGCGGUCAUCGAUCGCGGGUUUGUGAUUACUGGUGGUGGGUGUGGUGGUGGCAGCAGUAGUAUCAGUGAUGCGGAUGGGCUGACGGCGUUGGUGACUGCUGCUGCUUGUAAGGGGGCUGGGGGGCGGUGGAGUGGGGGGCAUGAUGUUAGUGGGCAUGUUUUUAUGUUGGUGCUUGUUACUGGGGUUUUGGGGUUUGAGGGGGUUGGGGCUAGGGUGGGUAAUGGGGUGAGCAGUGGGGGGGAAGAGGAGAAGGAGGUGGGAAAGAAGGAGGACCAGGAGGUUGUGAGGAAGUGGGCGGGGAGGUUUGUGGGGGUUGUUUUUGGGCUGAGUUGGUGGAUGUUGUUGAUGACUGCUAUUUGGUUUCAUACUUGGUUGGAGAAGUGGAAUGGGCUUUUCCUCGCUCUGGCUACCAUCUAUUCGAUCUACAUCUUGCCUCGACGCGUUGGGGCAUGGAGGGACGUGGUAGGAGUUCCGGGAGUAUAG